GGGUAGGGCCCUUGGCUUUUUUUUUUUUUUUUUAGUUCCACAGGUGAUUUUGAUGUGUAAUACAGGACAAAAGUCCCCAAUAGUGGUAGAGAGUCGAUAUCUGGGACAUUGUCAAAGAAUUAAAAAACAAGGUUGUAUGUUAUCAGACAGAUUCUUUUCCUGAACAUUGAAGGAAUACUAAUAUUUUGAAUUUAUUGGUCUCCUAUAGAAUAAAUUUGGCCAUUCUCAGGAAUUGCUGGGAGCUAUUCAACUACUGCAAAAUUAUUUUCUCCAGAUAUUGUAGCCAUGUUGAUAUUUGUAUAGUUUGACCAGAUUUCCCUAUUUUAAUAUUUUCAAUGUCUUUAAUUCCUUUUCCUUCCUUCUUCUUUGUUUCUGAAAUGCCAAGUUGUCCAUUUUCAUGUUUUUAAUUCAGUGUAGAGUUGGGUUAAUAUGGCCCAUAACUUUUUGGAUGGCUAUGUGCUUUGCAGUAGUCUAGGCGGAAGACUGAUAGAAUCUUUUAUUUUUUUAAUUUUUAAUUGACACAUUAUAAUUGUACAUAUUUAUGGGGCACAGUGUGAUACAUGUAUACAGUGUAUAUUGACCAAAUCAGGGUAAUUAACAUAUCCGUCACCUAAAACAUUUAUUAUUUGCAUUGUAAACAUUCAAAAUCUGCUCUUCUAGCUAUUUGAAAAUAUACAAUAAAUUGUUGUGAAUUAUAGUCAACCUGUAGUGCUACAGAGAACCAGAACUCUCCUCCUCUCUAGCUGCACUUUUAUAUCCGUUAACCAACCUCUGGCUGAUAGUAUCUGUCAGAUAACAAGGUAUUUCUCUGCACACUAGUAGCAAGUAGUGUUUUUGACCUACAUUUAUGAACUGUGGGAAGUAACCAAUCAGAGUGCCUAAGACAUUCUGCCGCCGCGACACUAGUAGGAUUUACGUGGUUACUAGACCACAGCUUUUGUUGUCCAGGAUGUGGCUUCACAUCCUUGUCACAUCAUGCACACUUAUAAAAGAGGUGUGUUUUCAACCACAGGGCCAGAUACGCUCACAACUCUGUCUCUUGUAAGGUGUUUCCCAAAUGAUAUUUCCAAUAAUAACGAACUGAAGUUGAUGAAUCAGUUACUAAACCUUGAAUUUACUCUGGUUUGUUGGUUGGCUGGUGGAGUGAUGUCACUCAUUUAUCUGCAUUCUGGUAUCCUCCUCAAGGAGGGAAGAGGAAGUAGCUUACCUAGAUUAAUGUCUCUGGAGGUGUGCGUAAGAACCCUUGGGAAUAUGUUGAACACAGGACUAUCAUGGGUCAUGUCUAUCGCUUUGGUAAAAAAAAAAAAAGAUUGAACUUUUCAAAAAAUAGAUUCUGAAAUGGAGAUUUGCAUGUAGGUGCUUUAGUGGAUUUUCCUUUCGGAGAGAUCCUGAACUGAGCAAGGGGGCCAGGCCUUUGUACCCAGCCAUGGACUAGUCAUUGGAUACAGGCUGCCUUAGCGGAGAUGGGAGGGGAUGCAACUUGGGUGAGGCAGCUUGUUUGACCAGUGCCUGUGAAGGGACUCACCUGUCAGUCAACAGCAGGCAACAUUUUCAUCUAGGGGAAUGAGUGGGACCGAAGCGGGAUCUGAGUGACCCACUGCAGUAUGGAUGAUAGGGACCAUUAAUAGAAUGUCAUGCCAGAAUUAUUCUUUAAGUGUGCAGCAUGAAACUUGAGCAUUUGGUCUCCUCACCUUGCUGGGGGGGUCUACAUAUUUCUUGAGAUGUGGACCUUCCUUUAGUGUAUUGGUUUCUUUUUUUUCCCUACCAUUUUCCAGUGGUUAGCCACACGGAAGGUCAUCUACGUGAAAGUCUGGGACUUUUAUCUCUUUUGGAGUUUAGAUAAUAAUUCUGAGAGCACAGUGAUUUUUUAAAGUUUGGCUGUGUAGCAUCAUUUACAAAAUUACAGUUCAAUGCUUUGAGACAGUGGUUGCCCUUCGGAACUUGUAAAUGAUCAAGAACCAUCAUAAUGCAUGCAUUAACAGUGAGACCAGCAUGGGGUCUCAUUUUUAUUCUUAAUAGCAUACCUGUUUCAUAGAGUGCUUUUACCUGUUUUACAGAUGAGAAAGCACAGAUGAAUUUAACCCGGUUGCUUGUUGGUAAGAAUGAAAUGAAUGAUGUGCCUUUCUUUGAUAUCCAACUGCCUUAUGAAUUGGCAAUCAAUAUAUUUCAGUAUCUGGACAGGAAAGAACUAGGAAGAUGUGCACAGGUGAGCAAGACGUGGAAGGUGAUUGCGGAGGAUGAGGUGCUGUGGUACAGGCUGUGCCAGCAGGAAGGGCACCUUCCGGAUAGCAGCAUCUCUGACUAUUCUUGCUGGAAGCUCAUCUUCCAAGAGUGCCGAGCCAAGGAACACAUGUUACGAACCAACUGGAAGAAUCGCAAAGGUGCCGUGAGUGAGCUGGAGCACAUUCCUGACGCAGUUUUGUGUGAUGUACAUUCUCACGAUGGCGUGGUCAUUGCUGGAUAUACAUCAGGGGACGUGAGAGUGUGGGACACCCGCACCUGGGACUACGUAGCCCCCUUCCUGGAAUCCGAGGACGAGGAGGACGAGCCUGGAAUGCAGCCAAAUGUCUCCUUUGUGAGGAUAAACAGCUCGCUGGCAGUAGCAGCUUAUGAGGAUGGGUUUCUUAAUAUUUGGGAUUUAAGGACCGGAAAGUACCCUGUUCAUCGUUUUGAACAUGAUGCAAGAAUACAGGCACUAGCCCUCAGCCAGGACGAUGCAACUGUGGCCACAGCUUCUGCUUUUGAUGUCGUGAUGCUGUCCCCCAGUGAGGAGGGGUACUGGCAGAUAGCUGCGGAAUUUGAAGUUCCGAAACUGGUUCAGUACCUUGAAAUAGUUCCAGAAACUGGAAGGUACCCUGUGGCAGUAGCCGCUGCUGGAGAUCUGAUGUACCUGCUCAAAGCCGAAGACUCUGCCAGAACCCUCCUUUAUGCCCACGGCCCGCCUGUCACAUGUCUAGACGUCUCUGCCAACCAAGUUGCUUUUGGUGUACAGGGCCUGGGAUGGGUGUACGAAGGAAGCAAGAUCCUGGUAUAUAGCCUGGAAGCAGGACGCCGCCUCUUGAAGCUGGGUAACGUUCUCCGUGACUUCACAUGUGUCAACCUCAGCGACAGCCCUCCCAACCUCAUGGUCAGUGGCAACAUGGACGGGAGGGUGAGGAUCCACGACCUCCGCAGCGGUAACAUCGCCCUGUCGCUCGCUGCCCACCAGCUUGGGGUCUCUGCCGUGCAGAUGGACGACUGGAAGAUCGUCAGCGGAGGCGAGGAAGGCCUGGUGUCCGUGUGGGAUUAUCGGACGAACCAAAAGCUGUGGGAGGUGUAUUCUGGACACCCCGUGCAGCACAUCUCAUUCAGCAGCCACAGCCUCAUCACGGCCAACGUGCCCUACCAGACGGUGAUGCGAAACGUCGACCUGGACAGCUUCACUACUCACAGGAGACACCGGGGGCUGAUCCGUGCCUACGAGUUUGCAGUGGACCAGCUGGCCUUCCAGAGCCCUCUGCCUGUCUGCCGUUCAUCCUGUGACGCCAUGGCCACUCACUACUAUGACCUCGCACUGGCCUUUCCCUAUAACCACGUUUAGGGACGUGCCUCAGGAGCAAGGAGAAAAAUGGGAAGAACCAGUUUUAUCCACAUUAAAACUCCAGGCGGCUCUGCACGGGUGGUAAAUGUUUAGGGGAAGAAGGCGGCCCAGGGUGCUGUGCCUGACGGCAUGUGUCUCCCUGACCCUUGCACUUCCCCGGCGCCUGGGGCAACCUGGUGUAUGCUGGGGCUCAAGUCGCACAUGCUGCCAACACAAACGUAGCCUCCUUCCCCACCCAGCCGGCCACUCUGGCCUCAGCUCCCUCAGGACACCUCAGGGAUCUCGCUGUGGGGUCCCAUAUGGUCCCUGCUCAACCAGCUUCUCUGUGUUCGCCUUCCCAGCUCCAGCCCUGCAGGCCGUCUUUCCAGUCUCCAGUCCCUUCCCUCUUUUCCUCCGAGGGCCUUUGGAUGUGCUUGUCCCUGGCCUCCAAGGCAAUAACCUCCAUGUCCUUUUCCCUGUAUUUACUUAGGGUGCUCUUCUGUGACACUUGCCACCACCACCUUCCAGUAGCAAGCUGGUAGAGCAGUACUUUUUCUUCACAGCUUUUACCAUGGUUUAUAAUUAUAUACUUACACAGUUUAGUCAUUAAUGACUAUUUUGCUUACUGUUGUGUCUAUGAUGUGUGUUACAAAGCAAAUAUUUUCUAAAUAUUCAUUGACUAAACAGCCAUCAAGAUGAACAGGACAGGAGAGAACUGUUCAGUGUGAUACAGAGCUGCCAUUUCCAAAGUAUUCUGGAAGCAAGCCAUUGCCUUACUCUUGAUUUUCAACAGUUCUAAACGCAACAGCAUCCACCUAAUAUACCUUCAGAAUAUCAAAGCAAAAACUGAUAGAACUACAAAGAGCAAUAAAAUCCAUUCUCAUAGCAGGCAAAUCAGUGAGAAAAACGUAAAGAUCUGGAAGAUUUACUUAAUAUCGCUAACAAGCUGGAUCCAAUAGAUAUGUAUAGAAUUUCAGAUACACAUAGAACAUGACAAAAAACCACCCUGUACGAAGGCCACAAAGAACAGGUCAGAUACGCAAAGAUUCGCACCAUACAGGCCAAAUUAUAGAACCCCUCCAACCCCCGAGACACUGCACCCUGUGGGCCGCACCCUCAGACACUGCACCCUGUGGGCCGCACCCUCGGGCACUGCACCCUGUGGGCCGCACCCUCGGGCACUGCACCCUGUGGGCCGCACCCUCGGGCACUGCACCCUGUGGGCCGCACCCUCAGACACUGCACCCUGCUUUUCUAGGAAUUGACCCCCAUGCAGAAUAGUGAGAAAUCAACAAAAAGCAACAUAAGACAAUUCCAGACACUCCCGAAUUCACUUGGAUUUAAAGAAGUUAAUAAAAACAAACUAUAAACUCUCUAGACUGGGUUGACAGUAAAAGCACUGAAUACAAAACCCAGGGGAUGAGGCUGGGAGGGGCUGGCACCUCAGCUCAGAAAAGGUAGCCGCAAUCCCAAAGCAAGCAGAAGGCAGGGGUUAAAUCAGGAUAAAAUCAGACAUUAACGGAAUAGAAAACCAAUAGUUAUUAUAAAGUCAAAAGCAGGGGUUUUUUGUUGUUUUUUUUAGGUGGAGUCUCG
This is a messenger RNA of Cercocebus atys (sooty mangabey), 5152 nucleotides long. RefSeq names its product F-box and WD repeat domain containing 8 (gene FBXW8). Gene Ontology annotation, biological process: protein ubiquitination; cilium assembly. NCBI's taxonomy places the organism in Eukaryota, Metazoa, Chordata, Mammalia, Primates, Cercopithecidae. Bases 2072 to 3580 code for a protein of 502 amino acids. The record is from RefSeq and is a predicted model, not a curated record. Gene Ontology annotation, cellular component: ciliary basal body; centriole; Cul7-RING ubiquitin ligase complex. The transcript is spliced from 11 exons. Gene Ontology annotation, molecular function: protein binding.